Talaromyces proteolyticus is the source of this 1597-nucleotide messenger RNA. RefSeq names its product putative acyl-CoA thioester hydrolase. Bases 63 to 1472 code for a protein of 469 amino acids. Gene Ontology annotation, molecular function: fatty acyl-CoA hydrolase activity. Gene Ontology annotation, cellular component: mitochondrion. Lineage: Eukaryota; Fungi; Ascomycota; Eurotiomycetes; Eurotiales; Trichocomaceae. The transcript is spliced from 5 exons. Gene Ontology annotation, biological process: acyl-CoA metabolic process. The record is from RefSeq and is a predicted model, not a curated record.
GCCGUCACCAACACGCAUAGUGAAGAUCGAGCUUCUACAUCUAUAAGCGCUGACUACUGAAAAUGCCAGGAACAGCACAGGAGAAGCUAGCUCGCUCGGCCUGCCAGUUCCUUGCAUCUCGACUGCUCUAUUGGCAGGGCUCUCACACAACCACACGACAGCUGUUGGCUAAACGUCACUUCCAUGCCACUCCUACCGCCUCUGUAUUCACAGCAGCUUGGAUACCAUCACGUGUCAAAACACCAUGGGUAGAUGCCCUAGCACAGAGCCGCGAUGAGCAAGCUCGAGGAAAAUCGGCUGCGGGGCAGCAGCUUCCUCCAAAGCCAGAUCUGACUCCGAAGCGGAUGUCCGACAGUUACUUCUCAGCAAUACUUCCUCUUGCCCAGGAUAAGUGGCUGCUAGAUUCAUAUCUCAAUGCUUCCGGGCGCAUUCGGCUCGGCACGCUUUUUAUGGACCUUGACACUCUGGCUGGUGUAAUAGCUUACAGGCACACGGGUGAUUCCGUCACCACUGUCACUGCUGCUGCUGACCGAAUCACUCUCCUCAAUCCAUUGAAAGAGAUCUGCGACCUUGAAUUAAGUGGUCAGGUUACGUAUGCGACGGGAAGAUCAAGCAUGGAGAUCUCACUGCAGGUCGCCAAGGCGCCUGUCAACGGUGAGAAGGUCAAAUCAGAGGAUCUUCUGAUUACUUGCGCCUUUACUAUGGUCUCAUUGGACCCAGCAACGAAAAAACCUAUCCCCGUGGCUCCAUUAGUUGUGGAAACAGAAGAAGAGAAGCGACUGUUUCAAAAAGGAGAGGAAAAUUAUAAUGCAAAGAAAGCUCUGCGCAAAAAGAGUUUCCUUUCACAGACGCCUGAUGAGUCAGAAUCCAAUCUAAUUCACUCGAUGUGGAGCAAGCAAAUAUUAUCAAAAAUGACCUCCACAGCAGCUAUCGAAAACUCAGAUGCCCGAACGAUGUCCUCUACCGUUCUCAAAUCGGCAAUGAUCAUGCAGCCAGAGGAUCGUAAUCGGCACAAUUUUAUGAUCUUUGGCGGUUUCUUGCUACAGAAAACAUUCGAACUUGCCUUUUGUUGCGCGGCCUCCUUUUCUCAUAGCCGACCAACAUUCGUAGCCCUUGACCCAAGUACGUUUGAGAAUUCCGUUCCAGUAGGAAGUGUCCUCUAUAUGAACUCAUUAGUGGCUUAUACCGAGCCUCUCCUGCAUGAGGAUGGAAAGGGAAAUUCAAAGUACACCAAGGUUCAUGUGCGAGUGGAUACAAGAGUCCGCGAUGUUGAACAUGCUACGAGAAAGUCGACCGGCUCAUUCCAUUAUUCUUUCAUUGUGCCCAACAAGGUCCAGGUUAUGCCAACGCAUUACACUGAGUAUAUGAUGUGGCUUGAUGCUCGACGCAGAGCUCAGGAGCUUGAUCCUAUCAUUGCUUCUCGGUUUACAGAAGAUGCUGCGUCGGCGCGUAUGGACGGCGUUACUGAGUAAUUUCCCUUUCUUAGAUCUACGAAGGUUGGGCAACCAUCUGUGGUUUAUAGCGGAGGCUUUUUCAUAGUUCACAAGCACAUGCAUACAAACUAGACAAUCUACGUAUACCAUUUUUCUCUUUCUUA